AGUUAGAUAUUGUUUUGAAGCACGACGCCGGAAAUUUGAUUUUAAAAAAUUACCAAUAGCUGCUAGUUGAGGAUAAGAACUUAUCGAUGUAGUUUUAUUUUGAAAGGUGUUUACAGGAAGUAUCUAAGUUUUAUGUUUACUUGACUUUAUCAAAAUGAGGAGGAAACAAGCCCGGUAUGUCUACUUGAGCGAACACUGAAAAAGAGGGGGAGCUCGUUUGAGAACCGAACGGGUUGCGUUUAGCGCCGACUCGACAUGCCACAACACAAGGGCUGACUUUGCGUCAGAACAACCGUGUGUACAGCUCUCCACUCACACCGAGCGGCGCUAGUUUAGCAGCCACGCCCCGUGGACCAGCGACCGGAGAGCUCCCACCCCCCCGAAUACAACUGUUGGCGGCGAGGAAACGAGCCUGCUCUAUCGGGGAACCAUGAGGGAGUACAAAGUGGUGGUCCUCGGCUCCGGUGGAGUCGGGAAAUCCGCGCUGACCGUCCAGUUCGUGACGGGGUCUUUCAUUGAGAAGUACGACCCCACGAUAGAGGAUUUCUACCGGAAGGAGAUCGAGGUGGACUCCUCGCCGUCCGUGCUGGAGAUCCUUGACACGGCUGGUACCGAGCAGUUCGCCUCCAUGCGAGACUUGUACAUUAAAAACGGCCAGGGCUUCAUCCUGGUCUACAGCCUGGUCAACCAGCAGAGCUUCCAGGACAUCAAGCCCAUGCGGGACCAGAUUAUUCGGGUGAAACGGUACGAAAGGGUGCCUAUGAUCUUAGUGGGCAACAAAGUGGACUUAGAGGGGGAACGGGAGGUGUCGUCCGGCGAGGGUAAGGCAUUGGCGGACGAUUGGAACUGUCCUUUCAUGGAGACCUCAGCCAAGAACAAGACCUCGGUGGACGAGCUUUUCGCCGAGAUAGUCCGUCAGAUGAACUAUGCGUCCACGCCGAAUGGCGACGACCAGUGUUGUUCGUCCUGUGUCAUCCUGUAAAGGAAACUUCGGAUCGUUGUUCGCUUUUUUUGCAAUGUGUGUUGCAGCAAGUGUGUCUACUUGGCGUCUCAGCCUGGCCUCGGAGGGAAAAUGAAGCGGAAUGCUGCAGGGAACAAGAAGAAGAGGAAGAGAAGGAGGGGAGCAACUGAGUCGAAGAGGAGGGGUCCAUUCACUCUUCAGGAACUCUGCCGGGUCGGAGAAUCUUUGCAGUGUGGUUCAUAUCCACAGUUGAGGGCAAUACAACCGAAUCUUCCCACUUGGGAACUCAAAUCCCUCCUUCAAGGAAACGACACGGAAGACAUUCAAAGGCGAUUUGGGGGAAGAGAAAGACUGUGAAAAAAUUAUAUUUUGUUAAUAACCCCACUCAAUCCUGGACGAGUACAAAUUAAGAGGUUCUUUAUAAUUUUUUUGUUCCAAAGUCUAACAAGUUGGUGGUGGAAUAACGUGACAACUCUCAUUUUACCGGGGUGGCAAGGAGAUCAUGGCUGACUAGACGUGAGGACCACCACCUUGUGUCCAGUGCCUUUUUUGUCCCCUUACCCAACAUACUUCAGCUGUUUCUGUUCAGUGCCAACACACCUCAGCAGGGCGACACAAAUGUUAUGUUUAAGCAAUGGUGCUUUUCUGUGCAUUUGGGUCUUUUUUUUUCUUUCUUUUCCUUCCAGACAGUCGACAGUGUUUGGCACUGCGACCACUCUUGAAACGCACAGGUACUGGAACCUUUACAUUUAUAGAAGCGAACAGCUUCCAGACCUCUUCAAUCAAUGUUUUAUUUUGUAGACCAAGUUAUGAUGUACAGUAAAUGGUGUGGACAAAUCUAAUCCUGAUUGUAAGUUGAAUUUCAGACCAGCCUUUCAAAUGGCUGUCUGUUUUGAAAAAACAGAACUUUUAAUACAGAUGGCAUUUUUAAAGAAAAAAACCGUGUGUUCUAUUGUUUCAAUUGUAGUAUUCAAUAUUGAUCGACCUGCUUUAUUUGUUCAAACUUCAGAACACUUGAAGUGAUCAGGUUCCAAAUGUCACCGGAUAUGUUUUCACAGCUCUAUCAUCAUGAGGGGAUCCGAAGGCACGAAAAAGUCAGUAAACUUGCAUCAAUUUUUCAGCAGAGUGUGGAUUCGCGCAAUCCGCAGAUACACCUGCAGUGUUUGACAGUGAAGACAACAACCAGGGUUUUUUAUUUUUCCUGAUUUCGAAGCCUCAUUUUCAUGCUCCUCAUACUGUUCAAUCAUUCAAUUUCAAGAAAGUUGUAAAUACAGUGGUACCUCUGUAUACCAGGGAUGUCUCAGAAACUGGAGUUCGGUCAUAAACUAAAGACUACCCCCGUAAGUUAAAGUAAGGGGCAAAGGAUUCACCUUUAAUUAAGAUUUGAGUUACAUCAUCACAUUUUUCAAUCAAAAAUUGAAAGUAGUCUUAAAAGUUACACAAAAAGCUUAAAAAAGUAAAACAUGAUCAAUUCUUGAGUUAUGCCAAUGGGCUCGUGUAAAAUGCGGACUUUUUGAGUAAUAUUUUUGGCUGCUAGGUUUUUGUGUUGCCAAAAAGUAAAAUGCAUUUAAAAAUGUAAUUCUUUGAAGCAUGUUAAAAUGAAAUUUUUGCGAGCACACACACACAGAAAAAAAGUGCAAUUGUAACGUGACCUAGAGUUGCAAGAUUUACUUCUGAAAAUGUUGGUCAAAUUCCACAUGCAACUUUAAAAAUGUCUCCGGUUUCUAGUUUAACCAAUUCAGCAACAACAAUUCCUUCACCACCAUGUAAAUUGUGUGGUUUAUGCAUUGUUUUUAAAAUAUUAGAGGAAGUAAGGGCUCUUAAACCUUCCACUUCAUGAAAACAAGCCUCCGAUUGAUUUCAACCAUUGAAGUGUCCCUCUUCUGCUUGUGGUCCUGUUCGCAUGAGA
Molecule: messenger RNA, 2870 nt
Organism: Corythoichthys intestinalis (scribbled pipefish)
Lineage: Eukaryota; Metazoa; Chordata; Actinopteri; Syngnathiformes; Syngnathidae
Product: ras-related protein Rap-2b
Exons: 2
Coding region: 431-982 (183 amino acids)
Biological process (GO): Rap protein signal transduction; negative regulation of cell migration
Cellular component (GO): plasma membrane
Molecular function (GO): GTP binding; GDP binding; GTPase activity
Source: RefSeq, a predicted model, not a curated record